GUCGCGCGCGCCAUUGCACUCCAGCCCGGACAACAGGAGCGAAACUCCGUCUCAAAAAAGUACAUUAAACUCAGAAUCUUCCCUUUCAGAACAUCCAUUUCGCCACACCCAUCACCGGCUCCGUGCAGAGUAAGCAGCAGCAGCAGCGAAGCCCCGCCCUUCCCGCCACUCUUCCGGCAGGAAGUCUGUGCGUCAGGAGGCCGGCCAGGACUCAACUCCAGCCCCGCGCUCGCGUGUAGCCCUACGUAAAGCGUGAGGGGUUUCGCGACAACCCAGGCCCCGCCCCUUUGGCCACAUGUCGCGCAUGUCUUCCCGUCGGACGGCGUGCCACCUCGCCGCGCAGCUUUACGAACCUAGAGCAACGCCGCCCCGCCUCCUGUCUCCGUCCUCACCUCCCCGCCCCCUCCCAGCUUCGCGUCUCCUAGCUCGACGCGCCCGCUAUAAUCACGUGAUUGCCUCAUCCGGGUCUUUUGCGUUCUCGUUCCCUCUCCCAACAUGGCGGCCUCAGCAAAAAAGAAGAAUAAGAAGGGGAAGACUAUCUCCCUAACAGACUUUCUGGCUGAGGAUGGGGGUACUGGUGGAGGAAGCACCUAUGUUUCCAAACCAGUCAGCUGGGCUGAUGAAACGGAUGACCUGGAAGGAGAUGUUUCGACAACUUGGCACAGUAACGAUGACGAUGUGUAUAGGGCGCCUCCAAUUGACCGUUCCAUCCUUCCCACUGCUCCACGGGCUGCUCGGGAACCCAAUAUCGACCGGAGCCGUCUUCCCAAAUCGCCACCCUACACUGCUUUUCUAGGAAACCUACCCUAUGAUGUUACAGAAGAGUCAAUUAAGGAAUUCUUUCGAGGAUUAAAUAUCAGUGCAGUGCGUUUACCACGUGAACCCAGCAAUCCAGAGAGGUUGAAAGGUUUUGGUUAUGCUGAAUUUGAGGACCUGGAUUCCCUGCUCAGUGCCCUGAGUCUCAAUGAAGAGUCUCUAGGUAACAGGAGAAUUCGAGUGGACGUUGCUGAUCAAGCACAGGAUAAAGACAGGGAUGAUCGUUCUUUUGGCCGUGAUAGAAAUCGGGAUUCUGACAAAACAGAUACAGACUGGAGGGCUCGUCCUGCUACAGACACCUUUGAUGACUACCCACCUAGAAGAGGUGAUGAUAGCUUUGGAGACAAGUAUCGAGAUCGUUAUGAUUCAGACCGGUAUCGGGAUGGGUAUCGGGAUGGGUAUCGGGAUGGCCCACGCCGGGAUAUGGAUCGAUAUGGUGGCCGGGAUCGCUAUGAUGACCGAGGCAGCAGAGACUAUGAUAGAGGCUAUGAUUCCCGGAUAGGCAGUGGCAGAAGAGCAUUUGGCAGUGGGUAUCGCAGGGAUGAUGACUACAGAGGAGGCGGGGACCGCUAUGAAGACCGAUAUGACAGGCGGGAUGAUCGGUCGUGGAGCUCCAGAGAUGAUUACUCUCGGGAUGAUUAUAGGCGUGAUGAUAGAGGUCCCCCACAAAGACCCAAACUGAAUCUAAAGCCUCGGAGUACUCCUAAGGAAGAUGAUUCCUCUGCUAGUACCUCCCAGUCCACUCGAGCUGCUUCUAUAUUUGGAGGGGCAAAGCCUGUUGACACAGCUGCUAGAGAAAGAGAAGUAGAAGAACGGCUACAGAAGGAACAAGAGAAGUUGCAGCGUCAGCUGGAUGAGCCAAAACUAGAACGACGGCCUCGGGAGAGACACCCAAGCUGGCGAAGUGAAGAAACUCAGGAACGGGAACGGUCGAGGACAGGAAGUGAGUCAUCACAAACUGGGACCUCCACCACAUCUGGCAGAAAUGCACGAAGGAGAGAGAGUGAGAAGUCUCUAGAAAAUGAAACACUCAAUAAGGAGGAAGAUUGCCACUCUCCAACUUCUAAACCUCCCAAACCUGAUCAGCCCCUAAAGGUAAUGCCAGCCCCUCCACCAAAGGAGAAUGCUUGGGUGAAGCGAAGUUCUAACCCUCCUGCUCGAUCUCAGAGCUCAGACACAGAGCAGCAAUCCCCUACAAGUGGUGGGGGAAAAGUAGCUCCAGCUCAACCAUCUGAGGAAGGACCAGGAAGGAAAGAUGAAAAUAAAGUAGAUGGGAUGAAUGCCCCAAAAGGCCAAACUGGGAACUCUAGCCGUGGUCCAGGAGACGGAGGGAACAGAGACCACUGGAAGGAGUCAGAUAGGAAAGAUGGCAAAAAGGAUCAAGACUCCAGAUCUGCACCUGAGCCAAAGAAACCUGAGGAAAAUCCAGCUUCCAAGUUCAGUUCUGCAAGCAAGUAUGCUGCUCUCUCUGUUGAUGGUGAAGAUGAAAAUGAGGGAGAAGAUUAUGCCGAAUAGACCUCUACAUCCUGUGCUUUUCUCCUAGUUUCUCUCCACCCUGGAACAUUCGAGAGCAAAUCAAAACCUCUAUCCAGACAAGACAAAAUAAAACUCACCAUCUCCUGAAGACCUUUCUUACCUUUUUUUAAAAACAAAAAAUGAAAUUAUUUUGCAUGCUGCUGCAGCCUUUGAAGUAUUGAAGUAACUGGAGAAUUGCCAAUACAGCCAGAGAGAAAGGGACUACAGCUUUUUAGAGGAAAAGUUGUGGUGCGUUAUGUCACCAUGCAGUUGCCAGUGUGAUUAGUGCCUAGGGGUCUCCAUUUAGCAGAAAUGGUAAUGACAGUGAUAUAACGCCUGGAACCUGGUUGGGCAGUAGGGGAGGGAGGUAGAAGGAAAAGUGUGAGAUUUCUACCUUUUAGUUUUUAUCCUAUUGUGGCAUAUAUGAAUUCUCAAACAUUAUCUGAAUAAAUUUUCCACUCUUGGAAAGGUAGAUUUAGCCUCAAGUUGUUUUAGUCUCCAGGAGGCUGCCAGCCCCUCCUCUUAUUUAAUUCUGAGUUUUGGAAGCCAGCCUAGAGGGAAUUCCUUUUUUUUUUUUUUUUUUUACCCCCCAGGAGGGUAGUUGGGAGUGAGACUAUAGGCCAUAAAGAAUGGGACUGCAUUGGACCAAAAUGGGAAAAUCGUGGUUUGAAAAGAAGCUUUUGGGAAGUGAUGAGUCAUUUUGCACCAGGUAAUAGGGGAAAAUUGUGUGACCUCCAGCAAACACAUGAAUGGUUAUUUCCUGGAGCCGGAAGCACUUGGGGGUCAUGGUAAUUCCCAAUGUUUUCUGUGUCCUAGUUUUACCCUUUCUAAACACUGUCGUUUUUGAAAGUUUGAAUAUAUCCACAUUCUAUUGAAACCUUGAAACUAAAAAUUUAGACUCUUAUCGUCAUCUUAAGUUCUUCAUGCUACUCUUAACCUCCCAAAAAGCAGUAUCUAAGUCACAUACAUGAUGUCUUGGGCAUUUUCUCUCUCAGCCAUGGAGAACUCUGAAAGGAAGAAUCGCUGCUUUUCUCAAGCAAAUCGGUUUCUUGAUGUCUUUUGGUUCUCACUCCUUGCCUGCUCCUGAUGCUUUGACCCCUUUUAUUGAUCAGAGUGCUCUAGAAUAAUGGAUGGUCUUGGAUGGUGGAUAAAUAGGGACAGGGACAGUUAAAUUGGGAGCCUUUGUUACAACCUUGAUGGGUUUUUUUCCCCCCAAGUUUCCUUCUCCACUGAAAUGCCACACUAAUGCUUGUUGGAUUCAUGAGGUGGCCAGACCAAUGUGUUGUUGUUUUGUUUUUUUUUUUUUUUAAGCUUCCCUUGAGAGAAUAAAUGGUAAUGGAGAGAACUAUUUAACAAGGUCCUGGUUUCUCUUGCAACACAGUAGCUAAACUUGCCUGCUUUUAUAUGCAUUUUUGUAGGGAUCAGCUUGGUAGACAGUAUUAGCAAAGAAACACCUUGAUCUUGGUUUGCAAGCCCUUCUCCCAUCAGUCCUAGAUUAGGCCCUAUUCAGCCAUGCAGGGGUGUUGGUUUAUGCGUGCUGCAGCAGUGGGCAUAAUGAAUAUAAUUUACCCAGUGGACAAAGGUGUGUACCAAGUGAAUUUAAAUAAUUGGUGUGGAUUGGCCAGUAGCUAAGAAGUGGGCUUUUAAAGAGUAUUGAAGAUUGAAAGGUUUUUUUUUUUUCUUUUUUAAAAAAGAAAAAAAAACUAUUAAUUGUAGAUAAUGAAAAGCUAGGGUUUGCCCUCUUCAUGUCUACUCUCCUUCCAAAUAGUUACAUCCAAAACUGUUUUUCCCUCUCCCCUACCUUGUCCCCCCUAUUAAAAUAGAAACAGGGAUUGAUUAAUGUCCCGCUCCUGAAUACAUGUAAAAUUUGUACAAAAAUAUCUUCUAUGAAAAUGAUUUGUAAUCUGUAGACUUAUUACCUGGGAGAUGUCUUGAUGUAAAAUCCCAUCCUUUGGGUUGUGGGUUUUUUGUUUUCUCCAAAUAAAUCUGAUCUUUAAAGUUCA
Molecule: messenger RNA, 4334 nt
Organism: Gorilla gorilla gorilla (western lowland gorilla)
Lineage: Eukaryota; Metazoa; Chordata; Mammalia; Primates; Hominidae
Gene: EIF4B
Product: eukaryotic translation initiation factor 4B
Exons: 15
Coding region: 496-2331 (611 amino acids)
Molecular function (GO): RNA binding
Source: RefSeq, a predicted model, not a curated record